Thecamonas trahens ATCC 50062 is the source of this 2343-nucleotide messenger RNA. RefSeq lists its product as uncharacterized. NCBI's taxonomy places the organism in Eukaryota, Apusomonadida, Apusomonadidae. Gene Ontology annotation, biological process: response to endoplasmic reticulum stress. Bases 1 to 2343 code for a protein of 780 amino acids. The record is from RefSeq and is a predicted model, not a curated record. Gene Ontology annotation, cellular component: endoplasmic reticulum lumen. The transcript has 2 exons. Gene Ontology annotation, molecular function: protein-disulfide reductase activity; protein disulfide isomerase activity.
AUGCGGAGGACGGCUGCAGGGGUACUGGUCCUGCUGGCCAUGGUCGGCCUGGUCGGCCUGGUGCUGACCGUCGAGUGCGCAGAGGGCAAGGCCGGCAAGGCGGGCAAGGCGGGCAAGGCCGGCAAGGCGGGCGGACUGGUCGAGCUUAAUGAUGACAACUUUGACGAGAUGGUCAUCAAGGCGCCGCAUUCAGAGGUCUGGCUGGUUCUGUAUGUCGGCGAUGCCGAGAUGUGCAAGGUCUGUCCGCAGCUGGAGGCCCAGCUCACCCGCGCUGCGCCAAGAAUGGCCAAGAUCGGAGUCCGCUACGGCAUUGUGCGGCAUUCAGAGGCAUCGGCCAAGACGCUCAAGGCAUACAAGGUUCCCACUUUGCCGACCUUGCAUGCCUUUACCGCGCUCAAGGUCAAUCCGUAUGCCGCAGGCGCCGCAUACAAGUCGCCCGUCCGCUACACCGCCGAACAGUUCUCCGAGGCGCUGGUGGCCAAGUGGCUGGCGGGCAUCCUUCGCGAGCAGUUUGAGGCCGAUACGGCUGCGCUGCUCGCCGGUGGCCUGGCCGACGGCGUCGUGGCCAAGGACGCCCUGCCCAAGGAUUCGACUGACGGUCCGCUGGUGCUUCUUCUGCGCGACGAGCCGCUCAUUGCUCUCGAUAUGUUGGCAUUCAAGCACCGCGGUGCUGUGAGUGUGGCAUGUAUCUCCAAGCCAGAGGCCAUGGCCGCGGUGUGGCACCGGUACGGCGGAAGCGGUGCGCCGCUGGAAAAGGUCGGCCUGCUGGCCAUCGACCCGGUGAGUGGCGCCGUCCUCGCCGCCCGCGACGGCCGCGACGGCAAAAUCACUCUGGGUCAUGGCCUCGAGGUUGAACACGUCAAGCCGUUGUCCAAGGAAGAGGCGCGCGCGGCGCGCGCGGCGCGCAAGGCCGCCAAGGCCGAGGCUGCCAAGGCCAAGGCCGAAGCCGCGCGCGCCAAGGCCGAGGCUGAGGCCGCCCGCCCUGGCUACGAGAUCCUCGACAAGCCGGCUUUUACCGAGCGAGUCCUUGUGGAGGACAUUGCGUGGGUCAUCGAGUUUGUCCGCGACGCGGGCCACGCGAGCUACACCAGCGAGCCUGCUGGCAGGCCGCUGUGGGACAAGGUCUCGCGCAAGCUAGUCUCCAAGAUCCACACUGGACUGGUUGAUGUCGAGGCUGAGCCCAAGCUCGCAGCCAAGUACGGCAUGGACAGCCUUGCGCCCGGCGAGUCGGCACUCGUUGCUUUUCCGCUCAACGCCAAGCGCAAGCCGGUGCGCUACGAUGGGCCGCGCGAGGCCAAGCCGCUCUACGAGUGGGCGUUGAGCUUCGUGCCCAACUAUGUGAUGCAGCUCAAGACCCAGGAGGCGACCUCGGCGUUUUUCCAGCAUAACCUGGCGACGCCCAAGGUCAUUCUGUUCUCCGAGGCCGAGACCGUCUCGACCAUGUACAAGAUCCUCGCCCGCGACUACCGUGGGAAGCUGUUUUUUGCCCAGAUUCCAGCCGAAAACACCCAGUUCAUCGCCGGCAUGGACUCGAUCGAGUCAUUCCCGGCCCUGCUUGUCGCCGGCUCGUUUGGUGGCGACCGCGCCCAGAUCCGGUUCAUCCCUUAUCAGGGCCCGUACAAGCUCAAGCACCUGCGUGCGUUUAUGAACCAGCUCCUGGCCGAGGUCGAGAUGAUCGAGAACGGCGAGGUGCCCGGGCAGACCAAGGCUAAGGCCAAGACCAAGACCAAGAGUAAGGCCAAGGCCAAGGCCAAGCCGCUUCCGCUCGCCUACGCCGCCGAUCAGGACGGGCUCUCCCAGGCCUGCCUUGACAAGUCGUCCGGCAUGUGCCUGCUGAUGGUCCUUGAUGCUGCGCCCGGUGCCGAGUUUGCACAGGACAACCUGCGGUACCGCGGCCUGCUCCGCGCGGCGGCGGGCAAGGCCAAGGCCACCUCUGUUCGCCCAGUCUGGCUCAAGUCGCACCACCUGUCGUUCAACGAAGCGCUGCACUUGGAGUUUGGCUUCCCGGCCCUGGUUGUUCUCGAUCCGGCCAAGGCUCGGUACGCGGUCUACGUCGGCGCCCUCAAACCCGAUGCUGUUGCCCAGUUUGUCGACCGGGUUGCCCGCGGCCGCGAGCGAACACUGCCGCUUCCCGACGCGGCCGUCCUUGGCGCCGAGUCGCUCGAUGACUUUGACUAUGAGGACGGCGACGACGCCGCGGCGGCAGCCGGUGAGCUCGACGACUUUGACGCCACAGACAGCGCCGGAUCUGCCGCCAACGACGGCGCCAACGCCGACGACGCGUAUGCCGCCGCGCUCGCCGCCGCUCAGGCAGCAAUGGCGGCGCGCAAGCAGGAGCUGUAG